GGUCGUCAAUAAUGAUAACAUGGCCACUGCUGAAGUUCCUAGCGAUGGAAGGAAACCACACGAAAAGAAAGAAAGUGGAUAUUACACUUCUCAAAUGUUUGAUUAUUUUUUUGACACGGAAGAUAUUCCAUGCUUAAAUGCAAGCACUCAAUCUUCCAAGGUCGACCAGUUUAUAGCAUCAGAAAGACCAGUAUUAAUGACAAAUACAGACCUGGUAAAGACAGCACUGCAUUGGGAUCUUAACUAUCUGGAGCAACAUUUAGGGGACGGAGACUUUACUGUAUAUACUAGUGACAAUGAUAAGUUUCUGUAUCAUGAUGAGAAGAAAAUGGAAGCUGUGACCAAUUUCAAACCACCAACAAAAAGGAGGGAAAUGAAGUUCCCAGAAUUCGUGAGCAAGAUAAAAAGCUGGAAGAAGGGAAGCGAAAAGCAAGUGAAAAUUUCCAAUCAUUUCCCCCAAGAAGAAAUCCUCUGUUACAUGUACCUUUAUUUCCUAUAUUCACAUACACUAUACAGUGGCCCUAUGCAUAGUCUGCUGGUAACUGAGUUUUGAAGACAUGGCUUUAGUUUUGGUGUUCAUAGAGACAGCCAUUGGUCAGAGAAAUGUGUGUGUGUCUA
Molecule: messenger RNA, 618 nt
Organism: Lingula anatina
Lineage: Eukaryota; Metazoa; Brachiopoda; Lingulata; Lingulida; Lingulidae
Product: hypoxia-inducible factor 1-alpha inhibitor-like
Biological process (GO): negative regulation of Notch signaling pathway
Cellular component (GO): cytoplasm; nucleus
Molecular function (GO): ankyrin repeat binding; peptidyl-histidine dioxygenase activity; [protein]-asparagine 3-dioxygenase activity
Source: RefSeq, a predicted model, not a curated record